Messenger RNA from Guyanagaster necrorhizus, 1340 nucleotides. RefSeq names its product DUF1671-domain-containing protein. Bases 74 to 1102 code for a protein of 342 amino acids. NCBI's taxonomy places the organism in Eukaryota, Fungi, Basidiomycota, Agaricomycetes, Agaricales, Physalacriaceae. The transcript is spliced from 10 exons. The record is from RefSeq and is a predicted model, not a curated record.
AUUCUCAACACCCACCACAGUGGCAUGCAGAGUUCGCCUUCAAUAAGCCAUUUAAGUCGCCUUGGUACAUUUAAUGAUGAGCAGUAAGCAUGGCGCAGACUCGGGACCUUCAUCAAGUCGCAGCUCCACAUCCUCUCGGAAACAUCAUCGAAGCAAACAUGACUCUGAAAAUCGUGAUGAGCAGACUGCUGAAACUGAUAGUUUUUGGUACCAGUCAUUGCAAACGCCGCCCCCGUCGAACUUCACACCGGGCAUGAUAUUGCUCCUUAAGUAUGCACUUUUAAAUUCGCACUCUCGGGGAAAGACAAGACGCGCUGUGUUAUGCUACGAUCGUGCGGUGUAUGUUUCUCGCCAAAGCUGGGAUGCCGGGUGGGGUUGCGGUUACCGGAAUUUCCUUAUGUCCUGUUCAGUCUUGAUGGAUCAGCCUUUACAACCAAUGUACUUUCCACUCCUCGACAGCCCGAUCUCUCCGACUGUGAGACAGCUCCAGUGGUGGCUCGAGGAUGCCUGGGCAUCAGGUUUUGAUGCUCAAGGGGCAGCGCAACUUUCGCCCUUGGUAGACUCGAAGAAAUGGAUUGGUGUUUCAGACUUGUACACUGCGUUUUCAUCUCGGGGAAUACCCUGUGAACUAGUCGAUUUCAAUUACAAGCAAUCCUUUCAUGGCAAUGAUGCCCUCAUACAAUGGAUCGUCGAUUACUUCUCGCCGCCUGCAGAAACACGCCGGCCGACUAACUUAACGGAAGCGCUGAUGAAUCCUUCCGUAACGUGCACAGAAAAAAUGCCUAUCAUCUUACAAGAUGGCUGGCAUUCUCGCACCGUCGUUGGCUAUGAACAAAUCAAUGAUUCUACUGUGAAUCUUCUUGUUUUUGACCCUUCGCGCCGGCCCCGCUCCAAGAUACGUAAGGCUGCUCUUGAUAUUGACGACGCCGCAUCUGCACGUGUGGAAGAUGAGCUACUACAUGACACCUUGAAACAUUUCCGGUAUAAGCUGUUCAAAAAUAUAUUCGGAAAGCAGUGGCAAAUUUUGUAUUUUCCUAUGACGGAACCUCUGACUCUUGACCAGAUGGAAAGAAGGAAAGUGGUAGUAAGCACAAGAGCCUAAGCGCGAUUUAACCGGAAGUCUGUGUCUACAACAAUUUUUAGAUUUUUUUUAUCUUUUGGGGCUGAUCCACAUGUAUACUAUACUUUUUAUAUACUGUAGGGAUGUUUCUUGGCCCUCGCGACAGGCCUACUUCUUUGGGUACUCAUGUGUGUAUGACUACAAUAUUAUAUUUGAAGCGGUAGAUAAGGAUAAUUCAUAUACACGAUGACUAAUUGUCCUAUGCUAAAUGACUCGCUAA